Dreissena polymorpha is the source of this 1048-nucleotide messenger RNA. Its product is annotated as perlwapin-like. Gene Ontology annotation, cellular component: extracellular region. Gene Ontology annotation, molecular function: peptidase inhibitor activity. Bases 443 to 1027 code for a protein of 194 amino acids. The record is from RefSeq and is a predicted model, not a curated record. The transcript has 7 exons. NCBI's taxonomy places the organism in Eukaryota, Metazoa, Mollusca, Bivalvia, Myida, Dreissenidae.
GAUAGGGGGGACUUUCCAACAAUAUCCCUGUCUUUUGUUCAUGAAUAAAUUUACAGCUAUGCAAACAAAAAGAAUGUGAUCAUGUAUAGAACUCUUGUGUCGUCGAUGAUUUGGUGGUACUUAAUCUGAACGUUUAUAAUAUUUCUGUUAUAAACUAUAUAAAAGAUCACAUUUACUUUAAAGGUUUGAAUGCACAACAUGUUUUGCUAAUUAUUUUCCUAUCAAUCAAAGAAAUCCGAAGGUACGACCUCAUAUGCAUUAAUGCGUUUGUGAAAGAUCAGAGGGUGUCUAAUUGACCACAAAAGAAAGAACGACUUAACUGGUGACAGCUUUUUCUGGAAUUAUUUAAACCAAGGUGUGCAAAUAGGUUUCUACAUAUCUUAGAAUUUUGACAGGAUACAGCAUUUGAAAUCCCUACGACAGUCAGGUUAAUCAGACAACCAUGAAGGACAGCUGCCUUGGGCUAGUACUGGUCCCGUUAUUGGUAUUGUGCAUCAGUGCGCACGUGGGUAAAAAGAAGCCGAAUUGCGCAGUGGUCCGCUGCUCGUUUCCUACGUGUCCUCCAGGCGAGGUACGAAUAAGAAAACCCAACGAAUGCUGUUUCUCCUGUGUGAAAACGGGACCAUGUCGAUACGGCACUGACGGGAACAUUUGCGGCACAGAGACAUUAAAACAAUGCGAAAAUGCCUACACGAACUGCGUUGUCCCAGUAAAGCCGAAGUACGCCGAAGGGAAAUGCUGCUAUAACUCGAAAGAAUCAAAUCCCUGUAGGUAUGGAGAUGAUGGGACAAUCUGCGGCACACCUUUUAGACCCAAAUGCGAAAAUCCUGGGACUUCUUGCGUGGGCCGAAGUUUCGCAGGAACUGCUGGAAAAUGUUGCUUUAACGGCAAAAAGAAAGGGAAAUGCCCGGCGCUUCAGGGUGUAGGGACAUGUCCAGUACAGUGCAGAUUUGAUACUGACUGUCAAGGAAAGAAGAAGUGUUGCUUCAAUGGUUGCGGUGUUGUGUGCAGCGACCCAGUAUAUUAAAGAAAGGGAUGCGAAGUCUGA